CGUAGAUUUCUUGAUUCAUAAUAAAACGAACAUAUGCCAAUAAUAAUGCUGCAUUAUCAGGUAAAGUUGACUCGUCCAGUUGUAUAGAGAAAUGGGUCUAUUGUUGCUUAAGGGAAUUCUUUUAAUGAUAUCAGAUGCAGGUUUGUGUAAAACAGUUUUUAAAACCUCUUCAACGGCUGGCAAAAUUAACUUCUCUCCGAUAGUAUGCGGUUUUCCGGAUUUUGCUAUAAGUAACGAGAUAUUGUAA
Messenger RNA from Acanthoscelides obtectus, 247 nucleotides. The record is from the annotation of a GenBank genome assembly. NCBI's taxonomy places the organism in Eukaryota, Metazoa, Arthropoda, Insecta, Coleoptera, Chrysomelidae.